AUGUGCACACAUUUAUUCCAAAAAAAUAUCUGUUUAGACCUUGGUGUUGAAGACUUGGCCCAAGGCACAGUACACCCAACAAGUGCACUACUGGAUUCAGGUGCUAAUGGUAUCUUUAUAGAUCAGCUCUGGGAGGAGCUGAAUGGACUCCCCUUUGUAAAAUUAGAUAUGUCUAUUCCCGUCUAUAAUGUUGAUGGUACACUUAAUGCGGGUGGCUGCAUUAUGCACAAAUGUUCUUUUGUCAUUAAGUACCAAGGACACAGGGAAUGA
Molecule: messenger RNA, 270 nt
Organism: Serpula lacrymans var. lacrymans S7.9
Lineage: Eukaryota; Fungi; Basidiomycota; Agaricomycetes; Boletales; Serpulaceae
Exons: 1
Coding region: 1-270 (89 amino acids)
Source: RefSeq, a predicted model, not a curated record